GUCAUGAGUCCUAGGACAAGCUUUGAGAUAUGAAAUCGGAUUGACAUUGUCUACGGUAGUGCAUGUGAGGCGACAUGUUAGCGGUAUCGAAAAUACAUGGAGUGGUACCGGCCCCACUUACAUUUCUCGAUGACCAAAGCUUGGUGCCCCGCGCUCUGCCCCUCCAAAGUUUCCUGCACCUACAUUGACUUUGAGAUUGACAAUCCGACAAAAGAACAACCACUAGCAUCACCAAAUCCAUGAGCAAAAGACCAGCGUCCAGCGAGACCUCUGACCUCUCAACCACCUCGAAACGUCCCAAACCCCCUUCCAACAUCACCAUGUCCCUCGAGCGCAUCCCCCUCGAACAUAUUCCCCCAAACUACAGGGUAUACGGAGCUCUGGUUCGCGACGUAUCCAACGCUCCCUUUCUCCAAACCCAGCUGAUUUCCCGCAACCCCGAAUUCGAAUACGCCUUUAUCGAUGCUUCUACCAUUGUCUCGCGCGCCCAUAUCCUCGCAGCUGUCUGGAACGCAGUCUAUAGCUCGGUGGAAGGAAACUUGAGGACGCCAAAUGUGCACUCCGAAGUGGUGGCUUCCCUGAAUAUCAACAACAAUAUUGCCGACGGGUACAGACGAUGGGGUAUAACGUCUGACACCACCAAGGACUUGGUCGUGGUCAAGAUUCUCUCCUCGCCCGAACCGCUACCACAGGCCGAGCAAGAAAAUGAAGCCGAGGAAGUCUUGUCACAUCUAACAUCGCAGAUAGAGGGACGACUGGUAAGAUUAACAGACCAGGAGAUCGCAGAAGUCACGGACUGGCAAAAAGUCAGGAAAUAUUACAAGCUGAAUGGAGUUCCAGUCUUGGACCAGACAAAAGAUGAGGCGGUAAAAAGGAAAAAGAUGGAGAGCAUGGCCAUCAUGGGCAUGGCGCUGAGGGGACUGUAGGAAAAAGAGAAAUGAUACCCAGUCGUUUAGCAGUCAUGAUCAUUAUCUCGCUAUCUCAUCUCAGUCUAGGUCAUGUUGGGUUUUGGUUAAAUCAACAACUCAGGCCAAUCCAAACAACGACUUGAGCCUCCUCAAGACCUCGGCCCUCAUGGCGUCUCUCGACCCAACUGUGCGCUGCACCGCAUCUCUGUUCUCGUACGCUCGCCUCAGCAGAUACUUCAUGCACUCUCCUGUUGAACCCCACACCAAGUACUUCUGCGCAAAUGCUACAUCGUUGGUCUUGCUCUCGUGCUGCAGUAUUCUCUUUGCCCUGACCACGGAAUCUCUGUUGUGGGUAGCCACUACCAUGGACACGUCUGGAAACUGACCCUCUCCCUUCAACGGUCCUACUUGCCAAUCCCUUUUGAGCAACGCCUCCGCAAUACCGUCGUAUGCCUUGUCUGUGUCCUCCUUGGUGUCGUGUAUCAGCUGCCUUGGGUCGCUCCCCAGGUACGCGCCUCUGACCAGUUUGACGCCCAGUACGAACCCCUUCUUCUUGGCUUCCUGUAGAUGUUGACUUAACGUUUCGGGAGUCGACUUGAGAUAAGCCUGAUAUGUCCCAUACACCACCGGCUGGGUUCUGUUGUACCUCUCCAUAAACUCCACCGUCCACUUGUCAAUUCCGCCCUGGACGGCGGCUUGCUCAGCGUCGAAUAGCAACCUGACACUCCUUGACUGGGCCAAUACACAUAUGCUCUCGAUCGCCUUUUUCAGCUGUGGUGAGGGAUCCGCCCCCUGCCGUAGACACUGCAAUGCCAGCACGCCCGCCCCGGUAAAUUUGAGGGCCACAUAAUCCCCCCUGUUGGCCAGUAGCACGGUCAUGAGCGUCCCCUGAGCCCAGCUGUCAAUCUCCUCCAUGUCGACCUUGGUCUCUUCCGCAACAUGCUUUGGCAAAGAACCAGUUCCCUCCUGUCCAUGCGGGGUGACGACCUCUUUGGCAUAGCCCAAAAUCACCCCUUCAAACCCCACGUCUUUGAGGCCCUUGAUCGUCCUGGCUACCUCGGCAGGCUGCUCGCCGGCGCAGAAUUGGGCAUAAAACGUCUUCUUCAGCAGAGCUCGCAACAGUGGGUUUGAGUCAGGGUUGAGAACUGGGUUGGUUGUAUGGGCCAGCAUGGACAUGAUGGCCAGUGAGGGAGGUAAGAAGAAUGGCGACGAGGAUAUCGUGGCCGUCAUCCAUGACCUGAGCACGGUGGCCAGAGGUAAGACUGAGAGAGGCGCCGGUUUUGGUGGCCCCAUACCGGCGCCUUGUGGUUGGUGGUGAUGCUGAUGAUUGGGGAGCAGUGACGGCGAUGGUACUCCUGAUAGUGUCAGGUUGCUGGAUGGUGACGACUGUGUAGAGGAGUAGUGUAGUGAUCGAGUUGAUGUGGAUGAUGACUCUCUGGAAGGAAUUAGUAUGAUGUUGUGGCGGCCGCACCGCACAGGGAAACCUGCUUGUCCGCUGGAGUUGAUUGCAGCGAUCGACCGUCUCUUGGACAUGCUCCAGGGCAGAAGCAUGCCAGGCAAAGGCCUGGGGAGCGAUGCCAUGGUCACCGGCCUGCUAAGAGAUGCUCUGGCUGAGAGGUCGCGAGCAAGAUGGUCUCAAUGACGCAGGCAGCAAAAAGCACCAGCAAGUUGAGAUGAAAUCCAAAGUCAAUUGAUGGCCAGGUUACGCUACGUCCACCUUAUAUCAGAGACAAGCUCCCCGGUAUCGCACAUGCAGUGACGCAGUCCGGCCAGGUUUCCAUUGAGUUUUGAUAGUGGUUCAUUCCAGAGCCGACCAAUCCCCUCUGAUACCCCUCGAAGCUGCUGCACUCGCUGAUUUGCCGUUCGAUCUCGGACGCCUCCUUUGUCAAGCUUUCCGUUCGCUGCAGGCAUGAUGUUAUCGUCGGUCCCUUAUCAACCGGCGGCCCCCCACACCCCCUGCCAAAGGCCGCCGGUAGCCGCAAAUGCGGGCAAGUGUGGGGAAAGGGACCACUGCCGUCAUCGACGAAUUGGCCCCGCCCCUCUGCUCCCACGCGGGUCUCGAUUCAUUCCAGUCGAGCUGCCAGUCCUGCCAAGCUCCCUAGCGCUCCUGAAUGCCCCUGUGGACGGCUUUCCAUGGCCCCUGGACAGUCCCGACUCCUUCACCGCGGACGUCGCAAGCAGCGCCAUCCCCAUGACAAAGCCCACGCCAGCGGCUUCGGAGAGCGGUUGCUAUCGGCGCUCAUAGAAAGACGUCAAUUCCAAUUAUCCGAUCCAGUGACCAGCCGCGCCAAUUGAGGAGGCUGACUGGGUCAUGUGGUUUCGUGGUGCGCCGUGGCCAUGCAGCUGGGUGAUCCCUUUCCCGACAAGGGCCGAAGCGGAAGUACCCUUCUCGUGGUGUGUUGAAGCUUGCCGCCCCUCCCUGGUGCGAACAACGGUAUAAAGGAGCCUGGCAAUCAACACUGUGGCGGAUACAAGAGUGCUCAUGCCUUUUGCUUCAAGGUCCUGAUCUUGCGCUUGAUAUACUCGACGUACUGCAGACGGCGGCCCCUCUUAGCCGCCAGGAUGUCUUGUAUUCCGCCGUAGAGGGUACCGACCACGAGGGCUGUCUUGGUG
This is a messenger RNA of Podospora pseudocomata, 3521 nucleotides long. RefSeq lists its product as uncharacterized. The transcript has 3 exons. Bases 240 to 926 code for a protein of 228 amino acids. Gene Ontology annotation, biological process: tRNA threonylcarbamoyladenosine modification. Lineage: Eukaryota; Fungi; Ascomycota; Sordariomycetes; Sordariales; Podosporaceae. The record is from RefSeq and is a predicted model, not a curated record. Gene Ontology annotation, cellular component: EKC/KEOPS complex; nucleus; cytosol.